AUGGAUUUUGUCAACAAGUUCACGGGCGGCGACCAGAAGAACGAGCAGCAGACUGCUGGCUCUGCCGAGCAGAAGCAGGAGGGCGGAGGCUUCUUCAGCGGUCUUGGAAACAAGGCCAACGAGGCUGCUGGCGGCGGUGCGGCUGGCGAGAAAAACGAAGACAUGCUCGACAAGGGUGUCGAUUUCGUCCAGGAGAAGUUCCUUGGCCAGGGCGCGCAGGACAACGAGUCUGCCCUUGAGCAAGCGAAAGACGAAAAGAUCAGCGACUUCAUUCGUGGUCAGUACAAGAACGCGAGUGGCAGCGAUGUGCCCAUCAAGGACAAGCCAACGACCUUCGACUAG
Didymosphaeria variabile is the source of this 342-nucleotide messenger RNA. RefSeq lists its product as uncharacterized. Bases 1 to 342 code for a protein of 113 amino acids. The transcript is spliced from 3 exons. The record is from RefSeq and is a predicted model, not a curated record. Lineage: Eukaryota; Fungi; Ascomycota; Dothideomycetes; Pleosporales; Didymosphaeriaceae.